Messenger RNA from Cylicocyclus nassatus, 266 nucleotides. The record is from the annotation of a GenBank genome assembly. Lineage: Eukaryota; Metazoa; Nematoda; Chromadorea; Rhabditida; Strongylidae.
AUGCAACUGUUUCACUUCUUGUUUGUGCUUCUUGGCCCGUUCAUGAUUGUGCAAUCAGCUGCAGGACAGAAACGAAAUGUUUCGACAACAGCAGAAGCACAAAGUGUGCCAGCAACAGGACAAGAAGACGAUGUAACUCCUCAAUCCUUUGGUGGCUUUAUUAGCGGCUUGCUCGAUUUUAUCGGCGUACCAAGAGCUCCUGGAAUGAAAGAAGGGAAGCAUUAUUGGCAAUAUUAGUAUAAUAGACAACCACUGAGCAAUGUGAU